AACUUUAAAAUGCAUGCUCAGGUGUUCUACUUUUCCAGUUUUUGGUUUUUUUAAACGUGGGAAUUGAUGAUCAUUUCUCUCUUUUUUUCGUUUUCCUUGAACUGAUGUAUCCUAUCUGUUUGACCUUUUUCACAUAGGAAUGGAAAAUGGUUACUUCAUCUUUGGUUACUUUUCACUGAAAAUGUUGUUGCACAUGCAACCAUUAGCUGCUCAAUUAUCCCAAUAUGACCAGUGUGGUCUUGCAUUCAAGGUUAAUAUGUUUUUACAAGUUGGUAGUCUUGCAGGUACCAGUGUGCUGUGGGCUUUACAGCAUGGAGAAAGUAGCAUCACGUGCGUCAUGGAUACUUGGAAGAACUGGGAAACAUCUAUUCUUGACUGAUAGUGAUUACGGAAAACCUCCUCUUUUGCUUCAGAUGGUCAAAGACUCUGAAGAUCUAAAAUUUAUAUCUGCUUUGCACUCAUUCAAGCGACAAGUGGCCUAUGCAAAUGUCCGUUUUGACCAUCUUGUUGGGUGGAGUUCAUCGUCACUGCGUAGAAGGAAUGAGCUACCGAAGAGACGAAAUCUUCAAAAGCAUGCUAAAUACCCACACAUUUUUUAUGAACUGGCGUCAAAAACUGACAAACCUCAAGAAGUUCGUUUGGAAGCCAAAAUUGUUAGAGGCAAGACCAAUGAAAUGGAAGGUUUGUUAAUUCUUCAAUCUACUAAAUCAACGAUUAUUGUCUCCUUCAGUAGCAAAUCUUAAUGUGGUUCACCAUUGUUCUGGUAACUAUGUAUUUAUUCUCUAAAAUGAUAUUUUAUUGGAGCAAUGCCAUAUUUCUGAUUGAUCAGACUUUGUUUUCUUUUAAAAUAUUAAUGCAAUGGCUAAAUAUUUACGUCUUUGCUUUGGUUAAAGUUGUAUUCACACGCUAUCUUUAUAUCUGCAGUCAUAGAAUAGUUAUCAUAAUGCAUUAACUGUGGUAAUUUUCUGCCUAUGCGGAUAAGGCUUUGGUGUAGUAGCACUGAGCCAAAACUUUUACAUGUGUGGUGACAAGAAAUUAAGCUGUGUGGAUGACAGCCAAUUAGGUAUUUUGACUAUAAGUAUUUGGGUCUUUGGUUUUUACAAGCUCAGAAAUAUACUUGUUUUUACAAAUAGGAAUUCUCAUCUUUUGUUUCAUGUAAUUUCACUGCAAAACAUAAUAUUAUACUGUAUAUUUUAA
Messenger RNA from Olea europaea var. sylvestris, 1197 nucleotides. RefSeq lists its product as uncharacterized. Lineage: Eukaryota; Viridiplantae; Streptophyta; Magnoliopsida; Lamiales; Oleaceae. Bases 225 to 743 code for a protein of 172 amino acids. The record is from RefSeq and is a predicted model, not a curated record. The transcript is spliced from 4 exons.